Molecule: messenger RNA, 372 nt
Organism: Coccomyxa subellipsoidea C-169
Lineage: Eukaryota; Viridiplantae; Chlorophyta; Trebouxiophyceae; Coccomyxaceae
Exons: 2
Coding region: 1-372 (123 amino acids)
Source: RefSeq, a predicted model, not a curated record
AUGCGGCGCACCUGGACACAGUUCAACAUGACAGAGGCAGAGGCUGAGAGGGCGCACAAGCUGGGCACAGAUGAUAACGGCAUAGUGAGGAGGUACAGCCACAAAGUUGACAAGACCCAGAUGCGCUGCAGCAUGGAUGCGCUGGGGCCAACACUGGAGCUGGCACCGCCUGCGAUUGAGCAGGAGUUCAAGGAUGUGGCAUAUAGCUGUGCCAGCGGCCUCAGCGUGUUCCACGCAGCUGGACUGGAAAAUUACGAUGUCAAGGAGUCAAACACAGCCUGGCUCAAUCAGAGAAACCGCAGCAGUGUAGCGCUGCUAGAUGUCGACACUGCUAGCCCUUUGGACAGGAAGUCCGCCGCACGAAUUGUCUGA